ACAAAAUGGAACACACCAGCAGUGUGAGGAGACCUGAAAGUGGCACAUGGCAGAGUGUGGCGAUGGAGACAGCAGCAAUGGGAGGCCGGUACAGGGACCCAUGACACACUGUGGACCUGGCAGCAGCGUGAGGAGGCGGUACAGGGGCCCAUGGCAGAUUAGGGCCUGGCAGCAGCAAUGGGGGAGGCCCGUAAUCUGCCAGCACCCUAUGACAAAAUGGAACCCAGCAGCAGUGUGAGGAGACCUGAAAGUGGCACAUGGCAGAGUGUGGCGAUGGAGACAGCAGCAAUGGGAGCCGGUACAGGGACCCAUGAGACACUGUGGACCUGGCAGCAGCAUGA
Staurois parvus is the source of this 341-nucleotide messenger RNA. NCBI's taxonomy places the organism in Eukaryota, Metazoa, Chordata, Amphibia, Anura, Ranidae. The record is from the annotation of a GenBank genome assembly.